GUGGUUACUCGGUAAUCGAACAGUCAAAUAUGGCGGAGGAUAGCGAGUUGGCUGCCAUUCGUGCAAAGCGUUUGGAGGAACUACAAGGGCAAUAUGGGGGUCAAAAUGCGGCACAAAUGCAACAGCAACAGGAUGCCAUGAAGAGGGAGGCUGAAAUGAAAAACAGUCUACUGUCACAAAUACUGGAGCAAGGGGCCAGAGCAAGAUUGAACAGCAUAGCAUUGGUUAAACCUGAAAAGGCAAAAAUGAUGGAAAGUAUGCUAAUCCAAAUGGCUAGGUCAGGGCAGAUAGCUGGAAAGUUAUCAGAGUCCCAAUUGGUGAGUCUACUCCAGGAAGUUAGUGAGCGAACCCAAAAGAAAACCACAGUCAAGUUCAAUAGGAAGCGCCUUGAUGAUUCAGAUGAUGAUGAUUAAUUUUAAUUGAAUCCCGAGUUGAAACCACUAGAGACCUGCAAUAGCACAAUAAUGAAAGCUAUGAUACCUUGAAUGGUGCUGACUUGGAAUCUGACAAGGAAUUAUCAAGAGGAGAUUGAACUUUACCAGAAUCUCACUGACAGAUUUAAGCUGUUCAGUUGAGCUUGUCUUCUUAUAUGUAAAACCUAAGAGAUAUUUGUUUAUUGCUUGUGUGUGAGAAAAUACUACAUAGAAUUUAGAACUGAAGAAUGUUGAUGUCAAAAGCUUUGCAGAUGGGAUGUGUUUGCUCAGUUAGUUUGUAAGGUGUGAUGAUAUUAAUAAGCCAAAUGGUGAUGUGGAUGUUUUUUAUGGCAUUCUGAUCAUCUUUUAAGUACAGAUAUUCUG
Messenger RNA from Pocillopora damicornis (cauliflower coral), 797 nucleotides. Its product is annotated as programmed cell death protein 5. NCBI's taxonomy places the organism in Eukaryota, Metazoa, Cnidaria, Anthozoa, Scleractinia, Pocilloporidae. The record is from RefSeq and is a predicted model, not a curated record. Gene Ontology annotation, cellular component: nucleus; cytosol. Gene Ontology annotation, molecular function: DNA binding.